This is a messenger RNA of Psilocybe cubensis, 885 nucleotides long. RefSeq lists its product as uncharacterized. The coding region runs from base 1 to 885 and encodes 294 amino acids. The transcript is spliced from 2 exons. NCBI's taxonomy places the organism in Eukaryota, Fungi, Basidiomycota, Agaricomycetes, Agaricales, Agrocybaceae. The record is from RefSeq and is a predicted model, not a curated record.
AUGAAUGUCAACACUAGCACAGCACGUGCCAGGAAGACACCCAUAGGAAAUCCACCCACCCUGGGUCAAAAUGACUCAUUUAUGGCAGACCGAACAACAAGAAGCAAGGGAAUGGUAAUCAACAAAGAACUGCAGCAAGUGCAGAACACGAAAGGAGGCCGCUCCUACCUAGAGGAACACCAACUCUUGGUGCUAGCAGGGCAGGGCUUGACGCACCACCAGGCCGCCACCUGCCUAUUCCAGAUAGUGCAGAUGUUGGCUAAGAUGCCACCAACAGUGAUCCAGGCAAUGAGGGGGCUUGCCUUCAUGCUUGAAGAGAUAGAACUACCAAUGGCGAUGCAAACAUACCACGACGGCUUCGGCGAGGAGUUGGCGACUUUUAUGAACAAGAUCAAAUCCCUGGUUCAACACGCCCAGGACAAGGUCGAUCAGAAACUGGAUGAGAUAAAUAAAGCCACUGCCAAUCUAAUCAAAUCGGCAGCGCAGGCAACAAUGCUCAAAGGCAUAAACAAAGAAUCAAAAAUUGGCUCCAUGGGCGACAGAAAAGCGAAAAACGCAAUAAACAAAAUUCUGCAGACUCUUGAGCCAGAAGGCGCAGUCAGGAUCUGUUCUGCCAUCAAGCAGCAGAAUGGCAGCCUGUUAAUCGAAUUUGACUCGGAUUUUGGGGCAGCCUGGAUGCAAACCGACAACAAUCAAAGGAACUUGUGCAAACACAUUGGCAAGGAUGUUACGACCAAGAAGAGAACAUACAAGCUAAUUGCAAUGAGAGUUCCUCUGUCAGCAGAACCGGAGGAUGCGGAAUUUCUGCGGGAGGUUGAAGAAGCAAACAGGGUAGAUGAAGGCACCAUCAUCUCAAUGAGAUGGGCAAAGAAAAUCUCACAUUGA